GCGAUAACGAUUUGUUGGCUCGGGUGGAUCAUAUUAGGUGUGCACAGUGAAACGAAAGGUACCCAGUCAAAAUGAAGUUCAAAUUUUGGAAUUUUUGGUGUGCUGUUGUGUCACUAGUGGUUAUUCCAGCAGCUCUCGCUGAAAAUAUUCUGAUUCUACAAACACUCGCUUCUCGAAGUCACCAUAUAUGGAACAAACAAAUAUUUGAGCGGCUUUUCAACAAUGGACACAAUCUCACAAUCCUGUCAUUUGAGGAAGAACAAUCAGUUCCUGGUAAAACGUUCUUGAUCGUGAAAGAUUUGAUGGCCAAAUUGAUGGCAGACUUCGAAGGAGAUUUGGACUAUACCGCGGAACAAAGUCCAGUUGCAAAUAUUCACUUUAUGUACGAUUUUUAUAACAAAGCCAGUCGAUUACUCGUAAAAGAAGAUGCUGUUCGACAACUUUUGGCAUAUCCAAAGACGUUCAAGUUUGAUUUGAUUAUUCAUGAUCUUACCAUGGGGCAGUUCCUACUGGGUUUCGUUGAAUACUUUGGAAACCCACCCUUGAUCUCUAUAACAGCAUUCAACAUACCACCUCACGUAACGACGAUGACGGAUGCUCCACUGUACACAACGUACAUGCCACACUACGCAUCUAGUUUCGAUAAUAAAAUGGUUUUUAUCGAACGAGUGAGAAAUACCCUAUACUGGGCUUUUGAUCUAUUUUACCGAAAUCGAAUCUAUAUGGCAAAUGAAGACAAAAGAGUCAAACAGAUAUUUGGAGGUAAUGCAACAUCUGUGAAACUGAUUGAAAAACGCUCAGAUGUUGUCCUAGUGAAUAGUGACUUCAGUAUGGAUUAUUAUCAAGUUCUUCCGCCAAACGUCAUUCCAGUAGGUGGAUUACAUGUUGGUCGUCAAGAAAAGGUACCUCCGGUUGUGAAACAGUUCAUUGCACGAGCCAACAAAGGAGUCAUUCUAUUAUGUUUUGGAACUAAUGUUGCUUCCGAAAUGCUUGGCGAAGGUACAAAUUUAGACAUGUUUAAAGUAUUCAGAAGCAUGCCAGAUUAUGGAUUUAUUUGGAAGCAUGGAAAUCCAGAGGAGCUUGGAAUAAUGCCAGCUAAUGUACUGGUGUUGAAAUGGGUGCCGCAAGCUGCUAUUUUGGCUAAUUCAAGAACCAAACUUCUUAUCAGUCAUGGAGGAUUACUAAGUCUACAGGAAGCUACAUGGCAUGGAGUUCCCGUCUUAGCAAUUCCUUUCUUUGUUGACCAGUAUUCAAAUGCGGAAAAAAUCGUUAAAGCAGGUGCCGGCGUGAAACUGCUGCCAAAAAAUAUUAAUGAGGAUACAUUCAAAGGUGCUAUUAAAGAUGUAUUGGAAAAUACGAGCUACUAUGAAAACAUGAAACAGCGAUCUUAUCUUUUCAAAGCGCAACCAGAGCAUCCAUUGGACCGCGCGAUAUUCUGGAUCGAAAAGGUUUUGGAAAAUAAGGGACUGCAUUACCUUCGUUCGCCCACCCCUACCAUGAACAUAUUCCAAAUUUAUGCCAUUGACAUGGUAGCUUCAGUGCUCGUGAUUGCGUUCCUAUAUUAUCUUAUCAUACGAAGGCAUAUCAGACGACCGGCCACCAGCGAUAACGUGAAGCCAAAAAAGGAGUGAUUCGUACAGUAUGUGUUGAUAAAAAUAAAUAAAGCCUGAAAUAUGUUACUAAAAUCAUA
Molecule: messenger RNA, 1690 nt
Organism: Aedes aegypti (yellow fever mosquito)
Lineage: Eukaryota; Metazoa; Arthropoda; Insecta; Diptera; Culicidae
Product: UDP-glucuronosyltransferase 2B31
Exons: 2
Coding region: 72-1631 (519 amino acids)
Molecular function (GO): UDP-glycosyltransferase activity
Source: RefSeq, a predicted model, not a curated record